Molecule: messenger RNA, 4430 nt
Organism: Chinchilla lanigera (long-tailed chinchilla)
Lineage: Eukaryota; Metazoa; Chordata; Mammalia; Rodentia; Chinchillidae
Gene: Arhgap12
Product: Rho GTPase activating protein 12
Exons: 16
Coding region: 1-2310 (769 amino acids)
Biological process (GO): regulation of GTPase activity; signal transduction
Cellular component (GO): cytoplasm
Molecular function (GO): protein binding
Source: RefSeq, a predicted model, not a curated record
AUGGCAGACAGAGGUGGGAAGAUUGUUCCAGGACAAGUGUAUAUUGAAGUGGAGUAUGAUUAUGAAUAUGAAACAAAGGACAGAAAGGUCGUGAUCAAACAAGGGGAACGGUAUAUCUUGGUGAAAAAGACCAAUGAUGACUGGUGGCAAGUCAAACUGGAUGAGAACUCCAAAGCAUUUUACGUGCCAGCCCAGUAUGUUAAGGAAGUCACCCGCAAAGCUCUAAUGCCGCCUCUUAAGCAGGCAGUUGGACUGCCAAAUAGUUCUAUGAAAACGAUCCAGAGUCUGCAUCUUCAGAGAUCAACAGAAAAUGUGAACAAAUUGCCUGAACUUUCAAGUUUUGGAAAGCCCUCAUCGUCUGUUCAAGGAACAGGUGUUAUUCGUGAUGCCAAUCAGAAUUUUGGACCCAAUUAUCAUCCAGGUCAAACUCUGAACCUAAGCCUGGACCUGACCCAUAACAACGGAAAGUUUAAUAGUGACUCACAUUCUCCUAAAGUUUCCAGCCAGAAUAGGACACGCUUAUUUGGUCACUUUCCUGGUCAGGAGUUCUUGGACAUAGAGAAAACUAGCUUCUCACAGGAGCAGUCUUGUGAUUCAGCAGGAGAAAGCUUAGAGAGGAUACAUCAGGACUCUGAAUCUGGAGAUGAGCUCAGCAGCAGCUCCACCGAACAGAUAAGGGCAACUACACCGCCAAAUCAAGGAAGACCAGAUUCUCCUGUGUACGCCAACCUACAGGAACUGAAAAUAUCUCAGUCUGCUCUCCCCCCUCUUCCCGGGAGUCCAGCAAUUCAGAUUAAUGGAGAAUGGGAAACUCAUAAAGAUAGUUCAGGGCGUUGCUUCUACUAUAACCGCGGAACACAGGAAAGGACUUGGAAACCACCCCGAUGGGCGCGGGACGCAAGCAUAAGCAAAGAUUUCCACGGUCAAGGAGAUCAAGAGUACAAUGCUUCGUCCCAGCAGCAAAGAGAAAUAAUUAAAAGUAGGAGCCUGGAUAGGCGGCUUCAGGAACCAAUAGUAUUAACAAAGUGGAGGCAUAGUACCAUCGUAUUGGACACCAAUGACAAGGAAUCUCCAACUGCCUCAAAACCCUGCUUUCCUGAAAAUGAAUCUUCUCCCUCUUCACCAAAGCACCAAGACCCAGGCAGCAGUGCAAAGGGUCAAGAGAAAUAUGGAUUGUUAAAUGUAACAAAAAUUACUGAAAAUGGGAAAAAGGUUCGAAAGAACUGGUUGUCUUCGUGGGCAGUGUUACAGGGUUCGUCUUUACUUUUUACCAAAACCCAAGGAAGUAGCACAAGUUGGUUUGGGAGUAAUCAGUCCAAACCGGAGUUCACAGUGGACCUCAAGGGGGCAACAAUUGAGAUGGCCUCAAAGGAUAAAUCCAGCAAGAAGAAUGUAUUUGAGCUGAAAACUCGUCAAGGAACAGAACUACUAAUUCAGUCUGAUAAUGAUGCUGUUAUUAAUGAUUGGUUUAAAGUUCUUAGCUGUACUAUCAGUAACCAGGCAGUAGAAACUGAUGAAGCAAUAGAAGAAGAGAUACCAGAUUCACCAGGAAUAGAAAAGCAGGAUAAAGAAAAGGACCAGAAGGAUCUUAAAAAACUUCGUUCUAUGAAAGUAUCUAGCAUAGAUUCUUCAGAACAGAAGAAAACCAAGAAAAACUUAAAGAAGUUUCUGACACGACGCCCCACUUUGCAAGCUGUCCGUGAAAAAGGUUAUAUUAAAGAUCAAGUAUUUGGAGCCAAUCUUGCUAAUUUGUGUCAGAGAGAGAAUGGCACAGUGCCAAAAUUUGUGAAGUUAUGCAUUGAUCAUGUUGAAGAACAUGGUUUGGAUGUUGAUGGGAUCUACAGAGUGAGCGGCAACCUUGCAGUGAUUCAGAAGCUGAGAUUUGCGGUCAAUCAUGAUGAAAAACUGGACUUGAAGGACAGCAAAUGGGAAGACAUUCAUGUCAUUACUGGAGCACUCAAAAUGUUUUUUCGAGAGUUACCGGAGCCUCUAUUUACAUUUAACCAUUUUAAUGAUUUUGUUAAUGCAAUUAAGCAAGAACCAAGACAGCGUGUUGCUGCUGUUAAGGAGCUAAUCAGACAGUUGCCAAAACCAAAUCAAGAUACAAUGCAGAUUCUCUUUAGACACCUGAAAAGAGUUAUAGAAAAUGGAGAAAAAAACCGAAUGACCUAUCAGAGUAUAGCAAUUGUUUUUGGUCCUACUCUGUUAAAGCCAGAAAAAGAGACUGGUAAUAUAGCAGUUCAUACUGUUUACCAAAAUCAGAUUGUAGAAUUAAUUCUUCUGGAAUUGAAUUCCAUCUUUGGACGAUGAUUCUUACGGAAGAUAACCUAUGGGACAGAAGCUGGAUUCCACCAUGUUUCAGAUCUUUAUAUGCAGUGUGUUUUAUUUUUGGACCAAGCAGUGGCUCUUUUGAUUUUGCACUUUUUGAAGGGUCAGAAAGGAAGGGGAGUGUGAAAAUGCCUGGUAGGCCCUCAUGUUGCUGCUUUCUUGCAAGGUGAUAAAACUGUAAUUUUGGAUCCAUUUAUCCUGAAUGUUUGUAUUACAUACUCUGAAUUUCAGUACAAAUCAAAACUUAGAAUUCUAACCAGUCAUAUACACUGGAUAAUUUAAUAAGAAAAACUACCCCUCCCCCCCAAACUGGAUAAUGUAGAAUUUCUUCUCAUGAUCUGUAAGUUCUUUACUUGGUGGAACAAUACCUACUAUCAGUUAUUUUGAAAACACUCUGGGCAUUUAAAACAAAAUGAAGUAUAUCCUUUUUGAACCUGUGUAUCUCUUCUUCAGGGUUUUGCAUGCAGUGCAGCCUAAAGUGCUAGAGUCCACGGUAGCCUGGCUGCAGCCUUUGGUGAGGCCUGCUGUUCACUGUGGAGCACAGUGUCCUCAUUGCACACUGUAGUUGCUUGUUUGGGCAGCACACUAACCCUACCUAAAACACUGUGAUGUACUGGACUUCUAGUUUGCAUAACUCAGUUCAGAGUAUUUUUGAGCUGUCUUGCUAUGCUGAAUUUAUAGCUAACAAUUCUAAUUAUAUCUAGUGCCAUAUCGAGUUCUUGGUGUGACCCUGUGGAAACAGACGUUUUUUGAUGUAAAUAUGGCUAAGGACUUAAUGUCCUUUAGCUUGUGUACAUAAUCAUGUUGUAUAGUCUCAGAGUACAUUCUAACCCUAUGUUUCUAAUCAUGUUAAUGGUAAUCUUUCUGUGGAUAUUAGGUUUUCUCCAGAAGUAGGCCAUUCCUUAAGAAAGCUAACUGUGCGCACUUUUAGAUUUUAAUUACAUUUACAGGCAGAUUACUGUAAUGCAAAUGGUACUGGAAAAAUACUGAAUAAACUUGCUAAAUGGUAAAUGCACUACAAGAGGAACCUUUUAGAGUAUUCAAUAUGUACAGAAUACAUUAGAAAAAAUUAUUAGAGAAUUCUAACUCUCCAGUCUGAAUAGUAGAAACCAUAUAAAAUUAGAUGGAUGUUGGAUGGAAAAUGACAUUGCUAAAUUUGAGGUUUUUUUUACAUUACUAAUGUAUAUUGAUUUGUAUAAUAAAACAGGGUUUGGAAGGUUUUGUUACAGGGAGCAUGGUCUGUUGAAAAUUUUUUUAAGUGUAUUUUUCUAGAUUAACUGCUGUAUACGAAAUGUCUAAUCUAAUAAAGAAAAAUAUAAGAGGUUUAGAGAUUUUUCCAUUGGAAAUGUGCAUUUUGGUUUUAAUUUUUUUUUUGAUUUUCAUUUCCUCUCAUAUACUUAUACCUCAUCUGAAAAACAAUCAGCUGAACCCAGUAUUUCCUGUUGCGUAGAGUGCUUUCCUCAUGUUACAUCCUUUCCAUUCCUUUCCAUGCUAGCACCUCUCGGUAUCCAACGCACAUUUUAUUUCUUCAUUUGUACUUGAAAGUGAGUGAUUUGACCAAUAUUCUUUUUUGCUUAAAUUACAUUUAUAAUUUACAGAUUGUCUUCUUUGGGAACUUUUUUUUUUCAGGACUUGGGGUAGGGGAGGAAUAACCUGUCUAAAAACUUCUCCCCUUAGUCAUGUGGUGAAAAAACAUUGUAUUUGCUGUUGUGAUCUUGUUAAAUGGAUAACAAACCAAACUACUUGACAGCCAAAGCAGAUUGUUUUAGGUGGACAGAGAAUGUCCCAAAUCAGAAUGUUUGUAUUUGCUGAAAGAUAUCAUUAUUAACACAGUGUGCUUUAGGGCGGUGUAUAUCCUGAUUUUUAUACCAGGUAAACGGUGAGACCUGUGAUCUGUGAUGUUCUCUUAGAGGUCAUGAACAUAUCAAAGAUUAAAAAAAAAACUUCCUGUGCUGCUUGUUUCAAAGUGCAGACGUGUGUAUGUGAAGUCUUAAAUGUUUUAUUAGUGUGUGGCUAAUCAUCUUACUAUAAUAUUUGUACGUGAGAUCAGUGUUUUGUGUUUUCUUUCUUUGUGAAUUAAAAAUUCUCACUUGUUUUUGUAA